Asparagus officinalis (garden asparagus) is the source of this 1275-nucleotide messenger RNA. RefSeq lists its product as uncharacterized. The transcript has 8 exons. Lineage: Eukaryota; Viridiplantae; Streptophyta; Magnoliopsida; Asparagales; Asparagaceae. The record is from RefSeq and is a predicted model, not a curated record. Gene Ontology annotation, biological process: developmental process involved in reproduction. Bases 159 to 983 code for a protein of 274 amino acids.
AUAAGCCCUCUCUUUUUCAGAAAUUUAAUGUCUAAAAUUUUCAAAAUUUGCAUUCCCGCUACUUUCUACUCUCCUCUUCUUCGCUUUUUGCGGCUAGCCCCUUCUACUAUUCUUUUGUUACCAAACCCUAGAAUUAUUUCCUCUUUCUAGGGCAUCGGAUGGAGCAAUUCAACUCCAAGCUUUACGAUAAGUACCAGAAUCUCAAGAAGAGGAAGUUAAUCGACGAGGAGGAGCUGAGCCAUAAAAGAGACGCUGCUCUUAGAAGCUACCAGCUCGAGGUUGAGGAGCUGAUUGAAGAGUUGAAGAAUGAGAACGACCGGUUGCGAUCUGAGAUAAUUGAGCUGCAAAAGAAGUACGAUGAGAGCCAGAAGCUAGUGAUUGAAGAGAGCAAAAACAAAAAACAGCUCUCUGAUGAAGUAGGAAGACUUCAGAAUCUAUUAUCAGAGAAGGAUGACCAUGCCAAUGGUGUAUCACCCAAAUCUUCUUAUACUAGUCCUAGACGCUCAUCGAGGAAUACACACAAAUGUUCAUCAAAGAAGACGACUCCAAAUCAAUCGAUCACACGAAGUAAGGUCCAGUAUAAAGAAUCCACCGACAAUCCUUAUGAAAGCUGUCAACAGGAGAAACAUGUGCCAGAAUGCUGCCGGAAUAACGUAACAGGUUCAGGAGAUGCAAUGAGUGAAGAUCAACUAACAUGCACAUUUCAGUCUCUCUUGGAGUACUUUGUCAGCAUGAAAUUUUCAUUGAAACUGCAAGCUGAUGGGCUAUGUAUUUUAGCCAUCCAUCAAAGGAGUGGAUAUACUUUUACUCUGACAUGGGUAAGGCAUGCGGAUGGAAGAGACGGAGAGAUGUUUUACCGGGUAUCUACCCUGGGGACGCUAGAGAGGAUUGCUCUUGAUUGGAUGAAGGAGGACAUGGUUUUCAGCGUGACCAUGUUCUCUGUUUUCUUAGAAAGAAUAAAGAGAGUUCUUGGACACUCUUGAUUGAAUCCUUGGCAUCUCUCUUCAUCUUAAGCUGCAGAAAGCUUCGACUUUGAGAUGUACAACUGCUGAUCAUUUUGCCAGAAAGAGACUCCAUGUACCACUGAAGAUCAUUGUAUAUUGGGCAAUGUUUAAUAUUUUGGCUACUAAAAUGCUGUCAAGGAAUUGAUUUGACUAAUGUAUGUUAAGCUCUCGUCUGCUGCUGUGAUGUUACUUAGCAGUUUGAACUGUUAGAAAUAUUGUAUUCUUUCAGGUUUGAGAAAUGUGAUCGAUGUUUAUCAAUUGAUUGAGCAAA